Dibothriocephalus latus is the source of this 447-nucleotide messenger RNA. Lineage: Eukaryota; Metazoa; Platyhelminthes; Cestoda; Diphyllobothriidea; Diphyllobothriidae. The record is from the annotation of a GenBank genome assembly.
AUGGAAGAAGUUCUCGAACAAGUCUUGCUGAACUAUCGAGUCACCCCAAACGGUGUCUUCCCUGCAAAAGCUUUGAUGCAGAGAAAGCUUCGCACACCAUUUGACAUCAUCCGUCCGCUGUCAUCUGCCGGUGUAGUUAAUGAACCAGCCCAUCCGACGUCAAUGGAAGGGCAGUUCAACCGACGACACAGUGCAAAGCUACGAUUGUUCCACCCGAGCCAGAUGGUGCUUGCAAAGGAAUGCAGGAAUAAUCGGGCAAAGUGGACGCUUGAACGUGUUCACUGGAAGUGUGGUGACGUCGUCUACCAGAUUCGGGUUGGCUCCUAUAUUUGGGUGCGCCACGCCAAUCAGCUGAAACACACCGAAUGUACUGACUUGCCACAUCCAAGCCCAAACUUAUCACUGGAAUUACUACUGGACAGAUUUGAUUUGCCGAAGCCAAGAUAA